AUUGCGUCUCUCUUUUCCGGUCCAAGAAGACACAAGAUUGCUUGUAGUUGGGUUGAGUACAAUAUUUAUUAAUUAAAAACUCGUUAGAAAUGGCCGUGGGCGAUCUUAAGACUGACCAGGGUGUCAAGGACUUGAACAUCUAUCUCGCAGAACGCAGUUACAUCGAAGGAUAUCAACCAACUCAGGCUGAUGUAGCAGUCUUUGAAGCUCUUGGGAAAGCGCCAAACUCUUCGAACCCACACGCUCUCAGGUGGUACAAUCACAUCAAAUCGUACGAUCUGAAGAAAUUGCCUGGGGAAAAGAAGGCUUCCAUUUUGGGAAGUGGAACUGCUCCAGCAGCAGCAGCAGGAGGAAAACCGGCCGCCGAAGAGGAAGACGAUGUCGAUCUCUUCGGUUCGGACGAGGAGGAAGACGCCGAGGCAGCGAAAAUCAGAGAGGAGAGACUGAAGGCAUACGCCGAAAAGAAAUCGAAGAAACCGGCCCUCAUUGCCAAGUCGAGUAUUGUCAUCGACGUCAAGCCCUGGGGAGAUGAGACCAAUAUGGAAGAAAUGGAGAAGGCAGUCAGAUCCAUCGAGAUGGACGGCUUAGUUUGGGGUGCCUGUAAGUUUUCAAAAAUCAUUAAUCACACCAAGAAUAACUAA
This is a messenger RNA of Belonocnema kinseyi, 641 nucleotides long. RefSeq names its product elongation factor 1-beta' (gene eEF1beta). Gene Ontology annotation, biological process: translational elongation. Gene Ontology annotation, molecular function: translation elongation factor activity; guanyl-nucleotide exchange factor activity. Lineage: Eukaryota; Metazoa; Arthropoda; Insecta; Hymenoptera; Cynipidae. The transcript has 2 exons. The record is from RefSeq and is a predicted model, not a curated record. The coding region runs from base 90 to 641 and encodes 183 amino acids. Gene Ontology annotation, cellular component: cytosol; eukaryotic translation elongation factor 1 complex.